GCUGCGUGCACCAGGAAGGACUGAAAGAUGUCAGGAGUUUGCACCGUUCAUGAUAAAAUGAGUGAUAUUUGAAUACAAAGUCAAAAGAAAAGUCCAGUCACAUCGUGUUGUGUAACCUAUCGAAGAUGAGUGGAGGUGAAAAGCAGAAGGAGCCCGGAGCCCUGAAGGCGGAGGGGAACACCCUCUUCAAGGCAGGAGACAUGCAGGGCGCUACCUGCUGCUACACUAAAGCGCUGAAACUAACCGACAGCCAGGCAGAUAGCGCUGUUUUAUACCGCAACAGAUCUGCCUGCUAUCUUAAACUUGAGGAAUACAGCAAAGCAGAGGCUGAUGCCUCCAAAGCUCUUGAUACAGACCCAGGUGAUGUGAAAGCCAGGUUUCGGCGAGCUCAGGCAUAUCAGAAGCUCGGUCGGCUCGACCAGGCUUUCCUGGAUGCUCAGAGAUGUGCCCAGCUGGAGCCCAAAACCCGAGCUUUCCAGGAUCUGCUCAGACAGUUGGGAACACAGAUCCAGCAGAAGUCAGCACAACUAAACUCCACAGAUGCUCGUGUGCAGCAGAUGUUCUCCGUCCUCUUAGAUUCCUCUGCUAAAGACUCAGAUCGACAAAAGGCAGCUCAGAAUUUAGUGGUAUUGUCCCGAGAUGAGGGAGGAGCCGAGCAGAUCUUCCGCAAUGACGGAGUGAAGCUGAUCCAGAAACUUCUUCUCUCAAGGCAGGAGGAUGUUGUCCUUUCUGCUCUCAGGACAUUAGUAGGCUUGUGCACAGGACAUCAGUCAAGAACUAUGGCCAUCGUGAAUGAGUUGGGAAUGGACCAGCUGUGUGCAGUAAUGGGGUCAGGAGCCUCCACUGUGUCUCUGGCUGCCUGCCACCUGCUGCAGGUGAUGUUUGAGGCUCUGACAGAGGGCAUGAACAGAGAGAUUAGAGGCAAAGAUGAAGCCAUACUUCCCGAACCAUCCAAGGAACUGCGUUCAAUGCUACGCCACCUUUUGGAAAUGAUGCCAGCACCUAAUGUGUCAGGGCCAGGCAGAGACAGCGCCAUCAACCUCCUGGUCAAGCAAGUACCUCGCAAGUCCUUGAAGAACCCUGACAAUUCCCUCGUGUUAUGGGUGAUAGACCAGGGGCUGAAGAAAAUCCUGCAGGUGGCUGGGACUGUUGCUGAGCUCUCAGAGGGACCUUCUCUUACAGAAAACACUCACAUGAGCUGUUCUGUGUUGCUUAGCAAACUCUACGACGACCUCAAGAGUGACAAAGAGAGGGAAAACUUUAAUAAACUUUGUGAAGAUUAUGUGCAGGAACACUUCAGACGACCCGGCCUAGAUGCCAAACUGCGCGCCAUUCAGACAGUUUCUGUGCUCCUCCAAGGACCGAGCGAUGUGGGCAACGUCACUCUGGAAAUGUCAGGAAUGAUGGACGCCGUCAUCUCUCUCUGCGGUUCAGAAGAUGUGACUCACCAACAGGUAGCCGUGGAGGCUCUUAUCCAUGCCGCAGGCAAGGCCAAAAGAGCCUCUUUCAUCACAGCCAAUGGCGUGGCACUCUUGAAGGACCUCUACAAGAAGAGCGAGAAUGACAGGAUACGUGUCAGAGCUCUUGUGGGCUUGUGUAAGCUUGGAUCAGCAGGAGGCACGGAUUUCAGCAUGAAGCAGUUUGCGGAGGGAUCCACGCUCAAGCUCGCCAAGCAGUGCAGGAAGUGGUUGUGUAAUGAGUCUCUUCCCCCGACGUCCCGUCGUUGGUCUGUGGAAGGUCUUGCCUACCUCACUUUUGAUGCUGACGUGAAGGAAGACCUAGUGGAAGACAAAUGUGCUCUCUUGGCCAUGUUUGACCUGGCAAAGUCUGAAGAUAAGACGGUACUCUUUGCUGUGGGCUCCACAUUAGUAAAUUGCACCAACAGCUGUGAUGUGGAGAAACCAGACCCUCAGAUGGUGGAGCUGGCCAAGUAUGCAAAGCAGCAUGUGCCUGAGGAGCAUCCAAAGGAUGCACCAUCCUUUGUAGAAAAAAGGCUAGUUAAGCUUCUGGAAGCUGGUGUUGUGUCUGCGUUGGUGUGCAUGGUCAAACAGGAGAGUCCUGCCCUCACGGAGGCCUGUAGGGAAUUUAUUGCCAGGGUUUUCCUGGCUUUAGUUGAACGACAGGAAGACAGAGGUGCAGUGGUGGCACAAGGUGGAGGAAAGGCUUUGAUCCCCCUCGCAACCGACAACACAAAUGUCGGAAAGGUCAAAGCUGCACAAGCCCUGGCAAAAAUAGCCAUCACAUCUAACCCAGAGAUCGCCUUUCCGGGAGAGAGGAUCUAUGAGGUGGUGAGACCAUUCGUAAACCUUUUGAAGCUGGAGUGCACCUUGCUGCAAAACUUUGAAGCUCUAAUGGCUCUCACCAACUUGGCCGGCAUCAGUGAAAGACUAAGACAAAAGAUCAUCAAGGAAAAAGCUUUACCAAAGAUCGAAGGCUACAUGUUUGAGGAGAACGAGCUUGUCCGAGCUGCUGCCACUGAGUGCAUGUGUAAUUUAGUUUUAACUGCAGAGGUGCAGAAGCUUUUCUUGGCCUCAGGGAACGAUCGCCUGAAGCUCCUCGUGCUUUACUGCGGAGAAGAGGAUGAAAGGCUCCGGAAAGCUGCUGCAGGCACUCUGGCCAUGUUGACUGCCGAACAGCCAGAGCUCUGCACUCGAAUCCCUGGAACUACAACCCACUGGCUCGAGAUUUUCCAGGCUCUGCUGCUAAGUGAAAUAUCCGAGCUGCGUCAUCGCGGCGUGGUCAUAGUCCAGAAUAUCAUGCAAGCAGAAAAAGGUCUGGCUGAGACUCUUAUGGAGAGUGAAGCUUUGGAGAUACUCACUGUCCUUGCAAAGGGAGGAGAGGGAAAAGCAGAUCCUGUUGCCAAGGUUGCCCAGAACUGUUUGGAUAAAGCACUGGAGUAUGGCAUCAUCCGAAGCAGGGAAGGUGGAUUAGAAACGAGCAAAGGAACUGAGCCCUGAAAAACACAGCUACAGUGUGUGGAUGUGCCUUUUGGAAGUCUUAAGUAGUUAAAAAAAUGUGGUGAAAAAUGAAGACAUUUUCAUUUUUGCCAUCGAGUUCUUAAAAGGAUUUCUCUCAUUAAACAAAAAUGGUUAAAAAGCAAUAAGAAAUUAAUUGAAGUAGGUUCUACAAUUUCAACACAUAGAAGAUAUGUGGUCACAAAUAACCUUUAAUAGAACCUGACACACUCUCGCGGUCUUAUAAAGUUUCUUUGACAUGUUGUCAACAUCCAGCAGGAUUACUGUACCAAAGCUCCCUUGCAGGUCACCUUUAGAGCAUUUUUCUUUGCAGACAAUUUUAGGGCGAGUAUCGAAAGACUUACUCCAAUUCCUCCACUUUCUCUCAGGGUGUGUUAUAAAAAUGUAUGCAAUCCUUGCCCGUUUACAACAGAAAAACUGAGCUCAGACUAGCAUUCGGAAUAAAACUCAGUUUUAUUUUCUCUCACAUUUCCUUUGUCCACGGUUUGAGCAUAGGCCACAGGUAACAAUCCGUGUUUAAGCUAAAUCUUGUCAUGUACUGAUGUGAUCUUAGUAAUUAAACAUUACACUGCAGAAACAAAGCUGAUUAAUAUAAUUGCUACUCAGUUGAAUAGCAGUCCAGUCUCACGUUAUUAUUCAUUACAUAUUGGCACCAUAAGUCACUUCAGUGAGGUCUAUUUGUUUGCAUUUCCAUACAGUUUUUAAAAGAUCUCUUUUACUGUCAAAUUAUUAGAUACAGAUGCUGUUUUCCACAAAAGGCAAUUUUUGUCCUGACUUGUUUGGCUGUUCCACACAUUCUUACAAAAUUCCUAUUCCUUGGUUAUUAAUCUAUACUGUUUGUUUUAUCCACACAAAGUAUAUGGUUUGUUCUCCUAAAUCUUACAAAGAAAUGUAUUAUUUUGCACCAGCUGAAAUUGUCAUGUAUUUCUGGUUUCAGUUUUGCCAUUUCCGCUACAUUCCUGGUGUGUUUUGUAUUUUAUCAUUUAUACUGAAGACAUGAAAAAUAACGAAAAUAAACUUUCUGCGCCAUAA
This is a messenger RNA of Girardinichthys multiradiatus, 4007 nucleotides long. RefSeq names its product unc-45 myosin chaperone A (gene unc45a). The record is from RefSeq and is a predicted model, not a curated record. Lineage: Eukaryota; Metazoa; Chordata; Actinopteri; Cyprinodontiformes; Goodeidae. The transcript has 19 exons. Bases 126 to 2957 code for a protein of 943 amino acids. Gene Ontology annotation, molecular function: Hsp90 protein binding.